AUGAUGCAGUCGGUCGUGAAGUCGUUUCGCUUGUCGUCGAGAUCUCAAAGAUUGUUGAAUACGUCGGCAGCAUGCUCUGAGAAGGUGACCAGUCGUGACACUCGUUUGGCAGGCCGAUUGCGAUUCUACAAAGAAGUGGAUGUAACCGAUGUAUCGGCGCCAUGGCAAGAGAGUGAGGUGAAACUCGACGAUACUAUUGCAUCUCCUAUCUCAGCAGGUGUAGAUGGCAGUGAUUCGGCAUCGGGGGUAAAAUAUUUGCAAGACUUGGGAUCAUCACAACUGGAAUACAUGUUGUCACCUAGGCGUCCUGGAUCCGUGGAUACCACUGAUUCCCCUAUUGGAUGGUUCGGUGUUACACUUGAUGGUAAAACGUUGAAAACUCCCAUGGGACAAACUUUGUCAGUCCCGUCCCAGAGUUUGGCCAUUGCAAUUGCAGCAGAAUGGGACGCCCAAGAGAAGUACUUGAAACCAGCAGGCAUGCCUCUCAUGACAUUGGCUUGUACAACUCUCGAUCAAGUUGCCCACAAUCCACAGGUAUACCGUCAGGAAUGCUUGAACUUUUUGCCAACAGAUACGACUUGCUUUUGGGCUGAUCCCACCACUGAUCGAGGACUGCACCGUCGGCAAACAGAAGCGUGGAAAGACUUGCACGACUUUGUAGAAAAAAAGUUUAGGCAUGCUCCUGCAUAUGCCAUGGGAACAAAUGAGGGAAUGAUUAUGGUCCGAAAGCGCGAAAAUCGGAAUAAACCUUCUGGACUUCCUCACAACCAAGAGUUGUUUGACAGUGCAACAGAAUGGACUUUUGCAUUGGAUGCUUGGCACUUGGCAGCAUUGUCUAGUAUGUGUUCUCAGGGCAAGAGUUUUUUGCUUGGCUGGGCUGUUUUGGAAUCUGGCUCGCCCUUUAAGGAGGUGAGACAAGCAAUUGAAGCGUCACGAGUGGAAGAAGAGUUUCAGAUCUCGAGCUGGGGAUUGGUGGAGGGCGGACACGACUACGAUCGAUUGAAUUGCUCGAUCCAGAUGAAUUCUGCAGAGGUUUUCUCGAAGGCUAUAUUACUAGACAACGAGUUGUAA
This is a messenger RNA of Cylindrotheca closterium, 1071 nucleotides long. NCBI's taxonomy places the organism in Eukaryota, Bacillariophyta, Bacillariophyceae, Bacillariales, Bacillariaceae. The record is from the annotation of a GenBank genome assembly.